Molecule: messenger RNA, 3221 nt
Organism: Polypterus senegalus (gray bichir)
Lineage: Eukaryota; Metazoa; Chordata; Cladistia; Polypteriformes; Polypteridae
Product: MAD2L1 binding protein
Exons: 3
Coding region: 214-1431 (405 amino acids)
Biological process (GO): regulation of exit from mitosis
Cellular component (GO): nucleus
Source: RefSeq, a predicted model, not a curated record
CGUCCCGUAGUCUGCCUAUCUGGGUGACCUCUGACAGGAAAAGGCGAUUCAUAGUUGUCACAUUUUUAAAAUAAUUUCAAGUGGAUAUUCCUCAAAGACGUGACCGGUGGUAUAGCUUGACCUUUCCUAAACUCACAAAUGUUUUCAAUAGUUAACACAUUGGUUUAAUAAGCUAAUUGGUUAACUUUUUUUUUGUGUGUGUAAGCUUUUCCCAUGAUGCAGCGGCAGGGGGAGAUUCAAACUGCCUCCCAAGGAAAAGAAAUGGCGGAGUCUUUGGAACUACCGUUAUCGGUGUGUACAGGGACAGAGACCCCGCUGGUUAAGGAGGCAGCCCUCUGUGAGGUUGACCUGCAGUCUGAGAUUAAAGGUGAAAACAAUCAGGAGUCUCAAGCAAUAGAAUUGUCCGAGUCUUUUUACGCCUUAGAGGAGCCUCAGAAUGGACAAGUGGGGAGCGCGAUGAUGCCAGCGGUUCCGCCGACCGGCGUGGAUGAUAAUGUGAGGUCAAGCCCUUCCGCUAUAGCGGUAGAAAGCCCCUGUGAUGAGACGAAUCCGACAAGGAAGGAGGCUGACCAUCGGGAAAGCAGCCCCCAACGCCAAGACGAUUUGCAACUGUCUUUUGGUGGUAAAGAUGAAAAUCAUACAGUUCUGGAACCUCAAGCAGAUCCUGAAAAUUUGAAAAGCUCCACCAGUCCCAGUUCACUUUCCAGCCUAACUAGCAGGGACUUUGAUGAGCCUUGUGUGUCUGUUGAAUUUGCUGGAUAUGUCACCCAGGAGACUUGCUGCAAGUUUGUUUGUGAGAUUUUUAAGUACCUUCUUUACCAAAGGCAACAACUUCCUAUGCCUUUUGAGCAGAUGGUGUUUUUUGAGAAGAAACGGCAAGCAAUGAUUUUGACAAAUGAGCUGGGCAGUAGAAAACCACAGAAAGAAGAUGGCUGGGACAGUAAAAAAUGUCAGCGGGCAGUUGAUGACCUGGAAGAGAUCUUGCACAACCUGGAGGUGCUUUUUUCUCAUAGUCUGGUGCCCCGUGUGCUCUUUCUUCUUGGAGGCAAUAUCAUGCUGCCUAAGGAGCUAUAUGAGGUCAAUCUCCAGGAAAUUGCCUUGGGUCCCAAUGAGCAGAGCCUAAAACCAGCAACCUGUCUUAGAAAGAUCUUCAGAACACUCUUCAUGGCUGAUAUUUUUUCUGACCCCAAAUCAGUUCAGCUUAUGACCACAACAGUCAUGGUGCAGUGCCACCGAAAUUGUGGUGUCAGUUGGUUCCGGCCAAAGGUAGAGUAUACAGUGCCAACUAGGGUAAAGAAGCAGAUCAUAGCUCUUUCCUGCAGUGCUGGUGCAGAGCUAAGCCAUCAAACGCUCUUCCAGAUGGACCAUACAGACUGGGAUGACUACAUAUGGUUUCAAGCACCAGUGACUGUUAAGGGAUUUUAUAAAUGAUUUUAAAAGGGAAAUGCCAGCAGUGGCAGCAGGUGGACACUACAUUAGGUAUUUUAUUUUGUGGCUGCAUGCAUGAAAAUACAUUAUAUACAUACAUAACAUGCAAAUGGAGAGUGCUGAUAUAAAAAAAAAUAGUAAUUUCAGCAAAUCUUUUUUGGAAUACCUCAUUAUAACUUACUGGAUAAAAGGAAGGCAUCUAUUGUCUGAUAGUUAAGUAAAUUCUUCAUGUUAAACUUUUUUGUUCUGCAUUUGAAAACAGUGGGCAUCAAACUGGGAAUUCCCAGAUGACAUGUAGGGAAACAGCAAUUUGAUGUGUGGGCAUUAUUCAACCAUUUUAAAUUCUUAUCAAAAGUAAAAGUUGGUGCUAAAUAUUUCAAGCCACAAGGCCAUACAGUCUGGAUUUUAUUUGUUAAUUUUUCCUGACUGUCUAAUCUCUUAUUUAGCUAGAGAAUUCUUUAAGAUUUGUUAAAUCACAGCAUCCUAAGUCAAAUAACACUUUUGCUGUGCUGUUUAGUGUUGGUUUUUAUGUAAGCAUGUACCUGUUUUAGUAUAAUUUGUAUUUUUUUUUCUCCCAGUUUUUAGCUUUUCAAUCUUUUAUUUUAACAUCAGUUUUGUUAUUUUUGUCAAAGUUCUCUUCUUGAACAUCUGUCUUACCUCCAUGUUACAGAGGAACCAUUUUAUUUUUACACUUUUCAGACAGAGCAAAGAGUGGUAAAUCCUUUCAGUUAUUCAUUAUACUUUAAUUGCAAUUUAAUAAGAGGAUAAGUGCGUUUUAGAAUAAGUAAUUUAAAGGGAAAAAAAAAUGACAAUGUUAAUAGUAUUAUAAGGGUUUAUACAAUAUGGAGGGGAGGUGAAUUAGCAAUGUUCCUGAAAUCUAUUUGAUUUCUUGCUUGGAAAGGUGUUCUGUACAGAUUUGUUUUUAUUGAAUUAAAAGUUUAAUCUGUUAUUUUUAAUAAAAAUGUUUCACAAUUUGUGCAUUUUUUUGUAAAUGUAUACUUUAGCUUUGGUUAUCCCUCGUUAGAUGUUGACGUUGGGUUCAGAAUAUUAGGUUUCUGUUUUUUCUUUCAAUUUAAUUCCCAAAUGUGUCUUUUGAUGUUACAAAAUAGGAAGAGUUUAUGCUAGGAGUAGCUUUGGGUGGAGGUUGUUGCUUACGACUAGAGUUAAACGCGUCUUCAUUACUAGUAUUGGCAUUAUUCUUAAAAGCACCCAUCUGUUAACACUGAGAAAUUUUGAAGUAAUUUUUUAUUUUAAAAUGUAGAAGUGAAUCUCAUCAGCAUUUUCCUUUUUAAAAUGCAUAUGUAUUUUUAGUAAUUUUAUGCUUACAAAGUAUGAGUCUUUGUCUAAUAAUAUAGCUAUGUCUCUCAGAUGUUGGACUAUAAACUAGGGCAGAGUUUAAAUUAUCAAUAAUUUAAGUAAUGGCAUCCUCUUUUAAUUUCAAAUGUUGUGUUCAAGUGCUAUCGGACAGUUGGUGAAGGCUAGUUUUUAAAUCAGAAAUUCCAUGUGGUCAUAAUAUGAAUUUGGAGCUUCGAUGUGGACAAUUUGGUGAAAUACAAUGCUACCCAAAAUCUCCAAGUUGUGUUGUAAUGCUGACCUUUCAUCUUAGUUAGUUGUAUAAAAUAAAAAGCAUAAUUUGGUUAAUCAACAGUGCCAUUUUUUGUGGUCAAAUUGUAUUUGAGGAGAAGUAAUACACAUUUAAUACAGUUGGUUUGCUCUUUAUUUUCUCAAAAAAAUACAAUUGAUCUUUUUAAUCGCUUUUUUUGCAGACCAAGUAACAAAUCUUCAGCAACUUU